AUGUCUUCCACAGGUAAACAUGAGCCCCCCAUUUUCAAGAAUAAGCUGCAAGAAUACACUCAAAAACGAGCUCUGCCAUUCCCAUCAUAUCGAACAGCCAACGAGGGAUUUCAGCACGCACCAAUGUUCAGGUCAACUGUGUUUGUUGAAGGAGUGGAGUAUACAUCUAAGCAGACAUUUCGCCGUCUCAAAGAAGCUGAACAAGAUGCAGCAAAACUUGCUUAUGAGUGUAUUUUAUGCAAUGAACAGCAGCUUGAUGCCAAACCCCUGCUUCAUGAGGAUCCAAAAUCUAGCAAGUCAAUGCUGUAUGAAUAUGCAUGCAAACAACAGUUAGAUAUGCCUGCGUACAAGACUCAGUCUUCGGAAGGAGAAGGACAGCUACCUAUUUUUGUCUCCACGGUGACAGUGGCUGGUAAUAACUUCACUGGCAAAGGAGGACAAAGCAAGAAAGACUCAGAACAGCUUGCUGCACAAGCUGCACUGCAGUGGCUUCAAGGAACUAACUCUGGAGCUAUUCUCAACCAAAUGGCGAGCUUAAAGCGAAAACACUAUAGUGCACUUAAAACAGUCAAGUUCACAGGUAGUAACCUAAAGAAGCCAAGGAGCACUAAUGUCAAAGGUCCUGGGGAUGUCUCAGAGUCGAAAAGUGGUACCACGCACUUAACAUCAGCUCCUCACUAUUCUACUGCUGUAACACAGCAGCGUAGCAGCUUUAAACAGCGUUCAGCAGGGCGCAGUUGA
This is a messenger RNA of Chenopodium quinoa (quinoa), 741 nucleotides long. RefSeq names its product double-stranded RNA-binding protein 4-like. Bases 1 to 741 code for a protein of 246 amino acids. The transcript is spliced from 6 exons. The record is from RefSeq and is a predicted model, not a curated record. Lineage: Eukaryota; Viridiplantae; Streptophyta; Magnoliopsida; Caryophyllales; Amaranthaceae.